CCCCCCUCCCCUCUCACAAUCGCACACUCGCCCCCAUCGCCCGUCGCCCGUCGCCCAUCGCCCAUAGCCCAUAUUAACCAACGUCACCGCUUCAGACAGCUCGUCAGCACUCCUCGCCACUCCGCCAUUUUUAUCGGCACGCGCGGCCCACACACGCCCACCAUACCGUCCCCCACGCAGCCUUCGGCCUCCGCCACCGCUCCCGCCACCAAGAUGCCGUCUCAGCCCAUCCCCAUCGGCCAGGAGGCCCCGCGCAACACGGCGUCCGCCGGGCUCUCCCAGUCGGCUGGUGGUCUCUUUGGCAAGUGGAACGCGUUUAGCAUGAACAGCACCCAGUCGCCGCCAAAGGAUACUCACGAGCACGUCAUCGACGAGUUCGGCGACAUCGGCGACCUGCGCACCAAGGGCUGGGCGGCCGCCCAGCAGCGUGGCGCACGCCGAGCCAUGAGCAUGAGCGUUAGUCCGAGCGCGCUUACUGGGUUCACGGCUAUGAGCCCGCCGCAGGCUACCGCGUUGCGUGACAACCUUGCGCGUGGCGAGGGUGCCCUCCGUCGCCUCUCCCUCGGCGGCUUCGGUAGACCCACUCCGAUGCCGACGCAGCAGAACCAGCCGGUUGUCCCGAACCCGACCCCCAUCAGCACCCACGCGCCGCCCGAGCCGAUGCUUGCCCCUCCGCCGCCGCCGGCCGAGCACCGCCGCGUUUCGCAGGGCCGCCGCCGUUUCUCCGAGUCGGGUGCCCGCCGCCGCGGCGUAAGCCCCAUGGGCGAGCGCAUCUUGCGUGACCACCUCUGAGCGCGCUCAUCUGAACACCUCGCGCCUCAGAGGCUCCACAUCUCCUAGUUGUAUGCGGGGACGCUAUCGCUCCAUCGCACCCUUUCCUCCCGUCUUGUCCUCCAACAUCUCUUGUCCACACGGAUCCCCUUCCCCGGAUCCCACGCAUCCAUCCACUGUCCAUUGCCCACCAUCAACCCAGUCCAACCAACCCAACACAACACAAUCGACGUCAGCCGAGCCGAGUCUCAGUCAGAAGAAUAAACAGGAAGAGAAGCAGCACGAGUAUGAAGCAUGAAGUAUAGCCCUCAAGGAUCGAGCCGGAAAUCAGAAACACAGCAAAGCGUGAGGCUCGCCGGCGUUGUACCGCCCCGCUAGGUCGGAGCAUGUAGGCUGCAGAGCGCGUGUAUGCAUAUGUUGAGAGC
Messenger RNA from Cutaneotrichosporon oleaginosum, 1196 nucleotides. RefSeq lists its product as uncharacterized. The record is from RefSeq and is a predicted model, not a curated record. NCBI's taxonomy places the organism in Eukaryota, Fungi, Basidiomycota, Tremellomycetes, Trichosporonales, Trichosporonaceae.